AUGAUUGGUGAAUUGGGACACCAUAAAUGGCAUUUUAGGCAGCUUCUCAGUCAAUUAGCUGCCAGGCAAAUGCGUAUACACACAAGUUCAGUGCUCAUGUCAUCAUCAUCAUCAUCAUCAUCAUCCAUGAAACUGAAGGUACUGGAACUAAAAAAGGCAAUCCAAACACUUGACAAAGAAGGUUUGGGACUCAAUAUUACACCUGAAAACUUUGCUGGGGUUAAUGCUCUUUUUAAGAUGGCAAAUAUACCGGAAGACUUGGGUUUCCAAAAGAAAUUAGCGACUCUACGGUCUGCUAUUCAAGAGGGCAAGAUUUCUGAUAGUAUCAUAUCUAGAGUAAUAAAAAGCGACUCAAACGAUUCCAAUGCUGCUCUAAAUGCUGACAGUAAUGUUAAUUCUCUAACCCGUGAGAUAGCUGAGUGGACAGAAGAUCUAAAACCAUUGGAUGCUCUGAUACAAGAUUCCAGCACUAAACGGAAACGUCAACAGGUUGAUACCAAUAUGAACAAUUCUGAUAGAAUAAAUUUGCAUAAUAAUACCAAAAAGACGAAUCAUCUUUCAAAUCCCAUAGAAAGGAUAUCCAAAGAGCGAGCAAAACUGUACGAUUGGAACAGUCAAAAUAGAGAACUGGAUGUCAUGACAAAAGUAGAUAGCACAAGCUCUAUUCUGUCUUUUACCAAUCCUAUAAAGCAUUUGAGAGAUAAUUAUGAGCUUUUAAAGCACAGGAAGGGUAUAUUAAAGCGCUCUGCGAAGACAACGACAGGUAAAAAGCUACUUCUGUAUGAUUACAAAAUUAACAGUAAAAAGGUAGUGGAAGUUAACGCACAUUCGGUGCUACAGGUCAGUUUUAAAGAUUUAUUCACUAUCAUCAACGGGAGCAAUGCUUCUCCCGAGCAUAUGCUCGAUGUUAUAAGUAAAUGCGAAAAUGAAGGAUGGGAAUUGGUAGGCGAUGUAUAUAAUGAACCGCAUAAGCUUGUGUUCCAGCUACCGGUACGGAAAUGA
Molecule: messenger RNA, 1002 nt
Organism: Eremothecium sinecaudum
Lineage: Eukaryota; Fungi; Ascomycota; Saccharomycetes; Saccharomycetales; Saccharomycetaceae
Gene: MRX4
Product: Mrx4p
Exons: 1
Coding region: 1-1002 (333 amino acids)
Source: RefSeq, a predicted model, not a curated record